AUGGCGAAAGAGUACAAGGUUCCAUUCGAGCUGAGCAAUCCGGAGCUACUAAAGUUUGACUCCUUUGUUAAUAACGAGUGGGUUCAAUCAAAGAACGGCGCAAGAUUCGAGGUUAUCGAUCCUGCAACCGAUACUGCGUGGGCUAGCUGUCCUAUAUUUACAGCUCAAGAUGUUCCUCAAGUUGUCGAAACAGCGCAUGUAGCAUUUGAAAAGUUUGCAAAGACCUCUCCUCGACAGCGCGCGGAUUGGAUUACAAAAUGGGACAGCCUUAUAAAAGAGAACAAAAUUGAUAUUGCCAAGAUCUUGACACAUGAGGCCGGCAAGCCAAUCAGAGAAGCCGAAAUGGAAGUCGAUUUCUCUGCAGCAUCUUUGUUAUGGUACGCAGGCGAGGCAGAACGUAUUGAAGGCACUGUUGCGACUUCUUCAUUCCCCCCCGGGCGAAGAUCAUUUACUAUCAAACAACCCAUUGGCGUUGCGGUUGGUUUAUUACCAUGGAACUUCCCAAUCUCCAUGCUAUUGCGAAAAAUCGGCCCAGCGCUCGCCGCUGGAUGCUCGAUGAUCGUGAAGCCCAGCCCAGAAACACCUCUUAGCACAUUGGCUCUGGCUUAUUUGGCCGAAAAGGCUGGUUUUCCACCUGGUGUUAUUACUGUACUAACAACAGAUCUUGAUAACACUCCAAGUCUUAGCGAGGCUCUUUGCAAGCAUCCGCUUGUGAGGAAGGUCACCUUCACUGGAUCAACGCGUGUGGGUAAGAUUAUUGCUGCGCACUGCGCGGAAGGCAUCAAAAAAGUCACGCUCGAGCUUGGUGGAAACUCUCCAUACAUUGUAUUUGACGACGCCAACCUCGUACAGGCUGCAAUGUCAUUGACGAUGCUCAAAUGGAUGAAUGCCGGUCAAGCCUGCAUUUCCCCAAACCGUGUUUACGUACAGUCUGGCGUGUAUGAAAAAUUUGCAGAAGUGGUAAAAGAGCACGCUAGCAAGAUUGUCGUCGGACCUGGCUCUGCUCCUGAUACUACCAUGGGUCCUUUAACCAGCCCUCGUGGCCUGGAUAAAGUCCUGAAUCAGAUCAAUGAUGCGACAAAGCUUGGUGCCAAAAUACUCCUAGGCGGUCAUCGUGUGCCAAACACCCCAGGAUACUUUGUAGAACCAACAGUUAUUAAGGAUAUGACGCCUGAAAUGCUGAUCUCACGCGAAGAGAGCUUUGCGCCUGUACUGGCACUGUACAAAUUCGAGACAGAAGAAGAGGUUACAAAGCUAGCCAACGACACCAGCAUGGGACUAGCCAGUUAUGUAUUUACCAAGAACGUCGAUCGUAUUUGGCGUAUGUUCGAGAACCUGGAGGCCGGUAUGGUGGGACUCAAUUCUGGUCAGCCUUCUACACUGGAGACGCCCUUCGGAGGCACCAAGGAGUCCGGCUAUGGAAAGGAGCAAGGCAAACAUGGUAUUGAGGAAUACUUAAUCACCAAGACUGGUGUGCUAGCGAUUGAGGGACAUAUGUGA
This is a messenger RNA of Talaromyces marneffei, 1500 nucleotides long. RefSeq lists its product as uncharacterized. The record is from RefSeq and is a predicted model, not a curated record. Gene Ontology annotation, molecular function: succinate-semialdehyde dehydrogenase (NAD+) activity. Bases 1 to 1500 code for a protein of 499 amino acids. NCBI's taxonomy places the organism in Eukaryota, Fungi, Ascomycota, Eurotiomycetes, Eurotiales, Trichocomaceae. The transcript has 4 exons.